Molecule: messenger RNA, 1673 nt
Organism: Micropterus salmoides (largemouth bass)
Lineage: Eukaryota; Metazoa; Chordata; Actinopteri; Centrarchiformes; Centrarchidae
Product: CMRF35-like molecule 8
Exons: 8
Coding region: 90-1397 (435 amino acids)
Cellular component (GO): plasma membrane
Molecular function (GO): transmembrane signaling receptor activity
Source: RefSeq, a predicted model, not a curated record
UGCUGUCAUGACGAACAACAGUACAGAAAUGUUGCUCAAUGUUUGUGAAAGUAGGGUUUAAACUAUAGUAAGCUGGAAAAACUGAGACAAUGAUGAUAUCAUGGAAAGUCAUCAUCUACUUUAUGACAGCUGGUGUGAGUAUGCUGUGUGUGUCAGGAAACAAAAGAGGACCUGUCAACAUUGCCUGUGACAACACACCAGUGAGUCAGACGGCACAUUUGGGAGGCUCUGUUACCAUCAACUGCAGGUAUUCAAGAGCAGAAGAAAGCUACGUCAGAUGCCUCUGCAGAGAAGAUGAAAACUUCCAUUGCAAAUCUCUGAUAUCAGCUUACACUUCAGAUUGCACAAAAAAAGACAGGUUUUCUCUGAUAGACAACAAACAGCAAGGAGUGUACACUGUAACUAUUUCCACACUGACCCUAGCUGAUGCUGGAAGAUACCAGUGUGCUAUGGAAAGAUUUAACAACAGUUCCACUGCGUGUUUAACUCGGAUCGACCUGCAAAUUUUGAAUUGGGAUGACAUUAAACCAACAACAACAAAAACUUCUGACAGCGGGGACACUGUAAGAAUCAGUUGUUCAUAUCCAGACAUCCAUGAGAACAAUCAGAAAUUCCUGUGCAAGGGGGAGAAUCCUUUCAACUGUGAGGAGCUAAUACAUACAACAGUAAAUGACAGAGAUGUGGUUAAAGGCAGGUUUGAUAUAAGGGAUAACAGGAGAAUGAAGUACUUCUAUUUGUCCAUCAAAAAUGUGAGCACAGCCGACUCUGGAACGUACUGGUGUGGCUCUGACAGGACAUGGCAGCAGGAUAAAUACAUCAAAGUCCUCCUCUCUGUAGGGCGUUUUACCCACACUGCUGAAGGACACUUCAUAUCUGGAAAAUCUGGCUUUCCAGACCCAGAGGCAGAACCAGAAUCAGCUCCUGGAUCUAAAUCAUCUACGAGAUAUGAAUCCCCUAAUCCUCCGAAUAUAGGUAUGAUUGCCGGAGUAGUAGUGUUUUCGGUAUUGUUUCUGAUACUUGUAAUUGUACUUAUACUGUACCGACACAAACUCCCCAGGACAAAAGAGUAUUCUGCUGCACGGGGUUCAUCAGAGGACAACACUGGACACAGCAAUGAGGGAGAUAUUAGAGAGCACCACUAUGACGACAUACAGAUGCAGAACCAGCAAGCAGGUUUAGGAGAAGCACUGCCGUCCGUUUAUGCCACUGUCAACCUUCCCGUAGACCAGCUCCACUAUGCCAGCGUCCGUUUCCAGAAGGACACAACAGAUGGGAAUACACUUCCUGUCACCUCAGUUUGCGACUCCUCCUCUAUCAGUUGGCCACAGGGUGCCACCCAUCCUCCAGCAGAAGAGCAGAUUCUCUAUUCUACACUUACAUAUCCUGAGGAACCAUGAGACAGUCUUUCACCUAUUGAUGUUCGCUGUGCAGUUUGAGGGGAAAAUGCUGUGAAGGAUUUGCUUUUGUCUUAUGUACAUACUGCCCUUUUACACAGAAUAUGGAAAAGUGAUUCGGCAACAUUUAUGACUGUUGGACCCAACAUUUGACAUUUUGGCACUAGAGUUAUUAGAGUAUAAUGUGUCAUAUGUAUCUGAAUAUGAUAAUUACAUUUUUGAGAAUACAUCUGUCUCUGGCUUAGGUCUGUCAUUCUUAGUAAAACUUGCUACAAAUCA